CCCGAAUGAACUUAAACGUGGAGCCGGUACCCGGUUCGCAAGGACAUCAAGUAAAUACAGCGCCCAAACUAUGAACUUUUUCACGACCGUUUUCUCUCGGUUUUCCUCCGAUAUAGGUAUGAAUUUGAAUAUCAAAGGGAGAUUCAUUCGAUUAGUCGAUGUCAACAUACUGUUAUGAAACCAUGGACUGUCGAGUAACAAGAAUUGUGUAUUUCGUUCUCGUUUACACGUACUGUUCGUUGUUUUGCGUGGUAGCUUUGGAAAAUAAUACUGCUGAAGAUGCGUUCACAAACGAAAAGAAGUUACUUGGGAGUAUUUACAAUGAGAGUUUUCAUAACUUUGAAUCAAAUACUCCUCAAAGGAAAUGGAUUACACAAUUGUUUCACGAGGCCGAAACAGUUUUUGAAAUGGAUUCCAACGUGAAUACAGAGUGUAAAAGAGAUUUCGAUUUGUAUAAAUUGCAUCUAAGAAAUCAAUCUGUGUGGGCUGUCAGAAUGAUGGAAUCAUCGGAAUGGCCAUCAGUCGGUAUCUUCUCUGGUACGGGGGCUCAUUUGGGAAAUUUCGAAGAAUGUUUGACGAUUUCAUCAUACAACAUCAAAGGACAAUAUUGUCUGGCCGACGCUAUUUACGAUUACCCGGAUAUUCUUCAAAAUGAACUCGUGGAAGUGCCCGAUGAAAGAAUAUCUGCUUGGGAAGCUGUCUUAAUGUAUGAAAAAAAUCCAGUCAGAGUGAGCAGAAAAAAAUUGAACUUCGCCAUGUGCAUACCGUCAUCUUGUAAACCUACUGAUUUAAAGAUUUCCCUCAAUAACACCUUGUACCCGUUGUUCAAAAAUCACGGGCUCGAUAUGACAAUUGACGUAAAUCCUACAUUAUGUAAAGUUCGGAAAGAAAACACUUAUCCGCAGGGAUAUUUCAUUGUCAAGUGGCUUUUUGCGGUUCUAUUUUUGGUUGUAAUGUUAUCUACUUGUUUAGAUUUCAGAGAAAAUGAAGCAGUUAACAGAUUCACAGACAUCCUACAAUGCUUUUCUUUGGCGAAAAAUUUCAAAAAACUGGGAAAAUUCGAUCCAAAAACUGAUUAUGCUUCUUUACAUUUCGUGAAAAUUUUCAACAUUUUAUUUGUGAUUUACGGACAUCGUUUCAUUUAUUUCCUCGGGUAUCCUAAAUUCAAUCCCGAAACUUUAGAGAAAUGGUAUAAUGCUUCCAGCAUUGAAUUAAUACAUACGAACGUUGUAGAUGUGUUUUUCGCGAUUAGUGGUUUUUUAUGCUUUCAUUUCGGGUAUUCAUCAAUGGUUAAAGGAGGAGGAUUUUCACUUAUAUUUAGUGUCCUGUUUCGAUGGAUAAGAUUGGUUCCAGUGUUUUGUAUUGUAAUCUUAUACAUCAUAUACAUAUUACCUUACACGGGUGAAGGUCCAAUGUGGGAUUAUAGAGUAAUGAAUGAAGUUACCAAAUGCAAGGAGAGUUGGUGGGCAAAUCUUUUAGCCAUCAAUAAUAUUGUUAAAACUGAUCAACAGUGUUUAGUGAUCAGCUGGUAUAUAUCAACGGAUAUUCAAUUGGCUAUCAUUGGUGGUAUUUUAUUGUACAUUUUCACCAAGAAUGAAAAAAUUGGAAUUUACGCCAUAGGAUUUACUUUAGUUGUAUCUAUUACCACCACAUUCACCGUAGCCUACAUAAACAAAUUCCAUGGACUUUUAAGACUUUACAUGAGUUUAUUGGAAGAACCAAGAAAUGAACCCGAGUUUACCAAUUUUUACAUUGCUCCAUAUGUAAGAGCAGGUCCUUACUUGAUCGGUGUUAUUGCAGCUGUUGCAGUUAAAUUACUGAAAGACAGAGAAUUCAAAUUAACCAACAAACAAAUAUAUUUAAUUUCAUUUCUAUCCAUAUUAAUAAGCGAAGGAAGUCAAUACUACGGAUGUUUAUUUUACAAUUUUAAUAGACCAUAUAACAGAUUUGAAAGCGCUUUAUUUGCGUCACUUAAUCGUUCGUUAUUCGUAUUCACAUACGCAGUGCAUAUAUUUUUGUAUUUCACUUCUGGAUUAGGAUUUAUAACUAAAAUUACAGGUUUAAAAGUAUGGGUUCCACUUGGACGAUUAACCUAUUCGGUUUUCUUAAUCAAUACAGUGAUCCAAUUGUAUCACGCUUCCAUACAAAAACAACCAAUGCCAUUAUCUAAAUUGAAUUUGCUAUGGUUGGCACUUGGCGAUGCAGUAUGGAGCUACGUGAUAGGAUUAAUUUUACAUUUAUUUGUUGAAGCUCCGAUUGCGAAUUUGUCAAAACUGAUCCAGAAACCAUUAGUGAAGGCGAUCAUAAAAAUAAAAUCGGAUAAACCCAGUGAAAAGACUAAUUCGAACGUUGAAACCAAUGAAGUGAAAAAUGGAAAAAUAAAUGAUCUCGUGAGAACAAAUGGAAAAUCCCUUCCAUACAUUUACAAUAAUGAAACGUUCGUUAAUGAAGAAAAUUCUUCAGAGGUUCCAAAGUCGUAGAGGUAGAUUCUAAAACAGGUGUCAGCCAUUUCCUGAUUUUGAACUUGAAGUGGAUACCAAACGAGAAAAGAACAACGGAGAGCAGAACCUGAAAUAAUCGAUCUUAUGGUUGCAUUGAAAGAAGAUGAACUUGACAUUCCCAGCUGAUUCCGGCUGUGAUGAGACGCCGGGUUUUUCAUUCAGAGUACAGCUUUUUCAUUCGUAACCCUCAAAAAAAUUUUCAAUGCAGAUCAUCAGUUUCAAAAAUUAGUUGAUUUAGUUUAUAACUUCCCAACAAUGUAAUUGUGAAAUUCUAGAGAAGAGGACUGCCCCGUGAUUAAGAUAAUUUAGAUGUAAUGAAGGGCGUUGCUUCUACCUAUUAAGUAAUUUGAAUAAAGAAAUUAUAAUAUGAUUUUUCAACUUUUCAACUUUCAACUACAUGACUUUCUUGACCAUCUCAAUUUUUCAUGUAUUUUUUCUCAUUUGUAAAAAUAGAGAUAGGUAUACUAUUACUAUAUGUACUAUUUUGUGUUGAAUUUACUUGGUUAGUAGAUACCUAAUCGAAAAGAAUGAAUUACAUCUUUGAUCUUU
This is a messenger RNA of Planococcus citri (citrus mealybug), 3050 nucleotides long. RefSeq names its product O-acyltransferase like protein-like. The record is from RefSeq and is a predicted model, not a curated record. Gene Ontology annotation, molecular function: acyltransferase activity, transferring groups other than amino-acyl groups. The transcript is spliced from 14 exons. NCBI's taxonomy places the organism in Eukaryota, Metazoa, Arthropoda, Insecta, Hemiptera, Pseudococcidae. The coding region runs from base 159 to 2480 and encodes 773 amino acids.